Vespa velutina is the source of this 8789-nucleotide messenger RNA. RefSeq names its product netrin receptor UNC5C-like. The record is from RefSeq and is a predicted model, not a curated record. Bases 1570 to 4626 code for a protein of 1018 amino acids. Gene Ontology annotation, cellular component: membrane. Gene Ontology annotation, biological process: motor neuron axon guidance; netrin-activated signaling pathway. The transcript is spliced from 14 exons. NCBI's taxonomy places the organism in Eukaryota, Metazoa, Arthropoda, Insecta, Hymenoptera, Vespidae. Gene Ontology annotation, molecular function: netrin receptor activity; protein binding.
AUUCAAUAAUUCUCCGAUAAAAUUCAUUCGUUCGUCUAAGAAAAAAUUGACAAUUUCAAGAUUAUACCUCGUUGCACGUUCGUACGUUUUAAAUAUCAAUUCUCUAAAAUCCGAUAGGUAUGCCAAGGGAAAAAAAUCUAUCGAAGUUACUUUCACGGAUCCAAUGUACACCGAUCUUCGUUCACGGUACGUUAAACUUGCGUUUCCAAGCGAACAGUACAUCGGAUAACCGUAAUGUCUUGAACGUCCAUAAAUCAUCGGGCGAUACUCUACAUUGGAUUCGCUAACGUCGGAUAGCGAUAAAUCAAAGACGAAGUAGGACUUGGUAGUUCCGAUCGGAAGACGUGCGGAUAGGGAGGAGAUCGUACAUGGUAUAGGGAAAUAAUGUCGUCGUUUAUAGAAAACGAAAUACUUUUCUUUUUUCCUUUCCUCUUCCCUUUUUCUUUUUCCUUUUUUUUUCUUUUCUUUUCGUUUUCCUUUUCCUUAGGAAGAAGCUAAAAAUAAGAAUGAAAAUAAUUCGGUGCGGUUGAAAAUGAAUCUCUGAAGAAAAAUCUCGAGAGAAAUCUUAAAGAAGAGAAGAAAGAGGCGAGAACGCGUUUCGCGAGAGAAUAUCGCGUGUCAUCUCGCUUCCUACGAUCGUCCCUUUUCUCUAUCCCUUUCCCUUUUCCCGGAAGGAGAGACGGUAUUCGCGGAAGAAAGCGCAGCCUCCGCUGGCGGCACGGUUACCACCACCAACCAACUCCAUUCUCAAGCACCACCACUACCAUCACCACCACCACCACCACCACCACCACCACCACCACCACCACCAUCACCACUACUACAACUGGCACUAGCAUCUACCACCAUUACUACUACCACCACUAAAAGCACCAGCAUCAGCACCAGCAGCAGCAGCAACGGCGGUGGCAGCAGCAGCAGUGGCAGCAGUAGUAGCAGCAACACCGGCAACACUACCACCCUCGACGACAAGGGGAUGAAGAAGAGCGUCGGUAUCGAAGUGCCAGGUCCCCGUUAGAAGUGGAAGUGCCGACUCGAGUGCUAUUAACGAUUCCACUUUGAGUUAGUCAUGUAAUUUCCUCCCUCGAGAGAGCUUCGUCUUUCUUCGUUUUCUUCUUUUUUCGUAAAAUUUAUCAUUCGUUUUUUCUUCUUUCCUUUUGGUUAUUUUUUUUUGUUUUGUUUUCCCUUUUUUCUUCGAAAUAAUAUUCUCAUUGACUCUAAAAAAAGAGAGAAAAAAAAAAAAGAAAGAAAAAAAACGAAAAGAAAAAAGAAAAAAAGAAUACGUGGAUCGUCGCGCGUAUCGUCCUCGAUCUAAAAAAAAAAAAAAAAAAAAAAAAAAAAAUGGUGAUCGAAGGUCCUGCAGGAGAAUCGACGAAAAAAGUUUACCGAUUCUUGGAUCGUGCGAUCGAGAGAAAUCAGAUUUUAACGUAGUCGACGAAUAUGACGGGUGAACGAACGCGAGGAAACUCCGGAGUACGCCGGAGACACGCGUAUUCGAUUGGAGGACGCAUGUAAUCCAUAGAGCGUGACGACUUUGGGGUGGAAAGUUAAGUGAAAUGUGAGUCGAGGAUGGAGUUAAGGAUCAGCAUACUGCUCUUGGCGUUACUUCGUCUAUCGAGCACGUUGGAAAGUACGAAAGAGGAGGGAGACGCGGAAGAAGAAGAUGACGAAAAUUAUCCAGUCGAUGAUUACGGUGAUGAUUACGACGACUACGAGACCGCUACGAUAUCAAGCGACACCGAUUUUAUCGCCGGAGGCCCGCUACCGAUCUUCUUGGUCGAGCCUGUUCGUUCUUUCGUCGUCAAAGGAAAACCGGCGACUCUUCAUUGCCGAGCUGCUCAUGCUCUUGAAGUGUACUUUCGUUGCAACGGCGAACGGGCAGAGCACUCACAGCAGCAGGAUUUUGUAGACCCUCGUACCGGAACGAGGGUCGUCGAGGUUGAGUUGAACGUGACGAGGAACGAGGUCGAGGAGUACUUUGGAUCGAAGAAGUUCAAGUGCGAGUGCGUCGCUUGGUCGGGAUCAGGUCAGAUUAAAGGGCAGUCCGCCACGGUUGAGGUCGCCUACCUGAAGAAACAUUUCCUAUCGCCGCCAUACUCGUUGUCCGUCGAAGCCGGCCGCAAUGCGGAAUUACGAUGUACGCCGCCCUUGGGAGUGCCACCGCCUAAGGUCUAUUGGCUGAGAAACGGGCUACCUUUCGAGACGAUCACAGGCUCAACUUUGACAUCCGACACGAGUCCCAACGAAGUGUCACCGGCCAGUUUCGUACAGACUGCUGAAGGAUAUUUACGCCUUGGGGAGACUGAGCUUAGACAUCAAGGGAAUUACUCGUGCGUUGCUGAGAAUCUCGCAGCACGUAGAGUAAGCGAACCUGCGGUACUCACGAUUUAUGUAAAUGGAGGAUGGUCAUCCUGGUCUGGUUGGUCUGAAUGUAGCACGAGAUGUGGCAGAGGUGUACAAAAGAGAACGAGAACCUGUACAAAUCCGGCAGCCAUCAAUGGCGGACAAAUUUGUCCUGGACCAGCUACACAAAGAUUCGAAUGCAAUCCCUCUUGUCCCGCGGUCGAUGGCAGAUGGUCAAGCUGGUCCUCGUGGUCCGCAUGCGGUCCCGAUUGUUCGAGAGUAAGGAGGAGAUCCUGCAACGAUCCCCCGCCGAGCGAUAGCGGUCGGCCCUGUCAAGGCAAGGACGUCAUCGUCGAAUCCUGUACUACGGACCGAUGUAACGCGCUUGGACACGACGGCCCGAGAGUCUUUAAAGAAGCAACGAGAGCGGUCGAUCACAGAAACAUCCUAGCCUUAUGGAUAACGCUCAGUCUCGCGGCAAUAAUCUUAGCUUUAACCACGAUCUUCAUGGUUCGCUUGAUGCGCCGUAAAGAGAGAAUAGAAGCUCUUUAUAGCGUAGCGAGAUUGGACUUUCGCCGACCGGUUGAUCUUGCAAAAUCCGUUGUCUCGAAGACCGAUCGAACCGCUUUGACGGUGGACAAACGUCUCGAGCACGUCAUCGACGAAUCGAAUGCUUCUAGAUUGCCAAGAUCCUGUUCGGAACAUCAUUACGACGUGCCACAGUUGUCACUUCCAUCAACAACCAGACCAUCGCCAAGUUCCUCGGUCACUAGGUCCUCUUGUAGGAACUCUCAGAGAGGACGAGGUUUGUCCGACAACGAGGAGGGCCGAUCGUCUCGUAAUAUAUCUCAGUUUAAUCAUAAUUUCCAUCGUUCAACGUGCCAGGUGAAUUCGGAGAGUACAAACGAGGAUGAGAACGAACAGGAGGAGGAUGAUAGACCGGACGAGGAUGAGAGAUUGUCGAUCGAUGACGAACGUUCGACCGGUUUUGUGGUCAGAGCUAACGUGGACGAACAGGGUGCACUUUUGGUGGUUCCAGAAGUUAGUGUCUCCAUGUCAAUUCCCGAAGGUGCAGUUCCACGAGGCCGACGACACAGUUUACAUCUUGCCGUAUUAGGUGAAGACUCCCUGAGGCCAAAGUUACCACCUGGAUUAACUUUACUAUCGGCUGUUAUCGCGUGUGGUCCCUCCAACGUCGAUCUAUUGAAGCCAGUGAUUUUGCAGUUUGAACACUGUGCUGAACUAAGAACUGGAAACUGGGAGUUGAGUCUUUGGUCCACGGACAUCGACCUUGAAACUCGUUCGACUAAUUCCUCAAACUCCUCGACGAAUACCAGCCUCUCUCCAUCUAGCACAGUUUGGCGUAAGAUUUUAACCCUAGGCGGUGAACCAACCAAUUUACCUGGACAACCAUUCGCCCAACUCGAUCAUGCCGGUGUAUUUCUCGUAACGGAAACACCUUGCGCGUACGCCGUGGCUGGUGAAAAUUCUAUGGUCGCACCUGGAUUAGCCGUGAAACGUCUUUGCGUGGCAGUUUUCGUUUCACGUGAACGUGAUCGCGUUAGAUGUCAUAUAUUGGAGGACACCAAAGCAACUCUAAAACUUGUAGCCGAACGAGAACAUCGUCUUGGUGGGACGCACAUCGAUCACAGUACUCUUGGAUUUCGAGCGAGUGGUACUUCGUUACGAGUCGAUCUCGAGGAUAGAGAAAGCGGUUUUGCCGAGCGUCAAGAAGUACCAUAUCGUCGAGUAUGGUCGUCCUCGAGAUCUAGCAUUUAUCUUUCCUUUAGAAUCGAAAAGAUCGUGGCCGAUGUCAGACUUAGUUUUGAAUUCAGAGCAUGCCAACGCGGAUUCGAGGAUCAGGGUUUGCUCUUAAGAAUCGAUCUUGAUCUAGCAAAGAGGGGUAACAUCCUUGCGAAAAAGAAUAAUGGAAAAGUGGAGUCUUCUAUCAUUUUACGUGGAAAAAAUUCAACGAGGUCGACGGAAUCCGUAGUAUCUAGACCGUUCAGGUUUUCAAAGACAUUGAGGAAACAACUUUGUCAAUGUUUGGAUCCUCCUAGCGCUCGUGGAAACGAUUGGAGAAUGUUGGCUCAAAGAUUACAAGUUGAUCGGUACGUUGACUAUUUUGCAACAAAAGCGAGUCCAACCGAACAUAUUUUGGAUUUAUGGGAGGCCAGACAUCGCGAAGCCACUGCCCUCGCUGAUCUUUUGAACCAUUUAAGACUGAUGGGUCGCGUAGACGCGGCCAGUGUUCUCGAAAGUCGACUAGGACCUUGGAUUUAAAAAUAUUGAAAGUCACUGCCAUUAAAAAGAGACGUCAUUUAAAAGUCAUGUUAUCUUUGUAAAUAAGACGAAAUAAUAAAAAAAGAAAAGAAAAGAAAAGAAAAGAAAAAAAAACGGAAGAAAAAAAAUCAAUCAUUAUGAGAUGUCGAUGUAGAGCAAGAAUUGUAUAGACGGUGAUCGUAUUUGUACAUAAAGUUGGUUUGCAGCAAAUCAUUACGAGGAUCAUUAUUAUUGAUUCCUUUUACAAGUUAUUAAUCCUAAAAAGAAAUGACAAUUUUUCUCUGAUUGUCGAAGACGAGGAAAUAACGUAAGGCCACAAGUGAGGUCGUGGUAACGUGCCAAGAGAGUAAGAUCGGAAGUUGCAAAUGACAUUCAUGGUCCCAUGUGCCCAAUUUGCACCUGAAUGCAGAACCGCGAGUAACUGUUAGUCCAUGGUUUAGGGGAGUUCAACGGAAACUGGUUGAGCUUGUAUUUAGGCUGGUAUUUAGGUACCAUUUGGAGAUAUCCUCCAUCAAGGAGAGAGGAAGCAUUCAAGGAAGGCUCCUAGGCAUUGCGUCCUGGAUCAAGGAUGCGUAGGAUGCUCGAAACAAUGGGCAUUAUCCGUCUCCACAUAGUCGCAAAGGGUCGGGAAGGAGGGUUCGAGGAGGUAUAGGUAUGCAAGUACGAAUGGCAGACCUACGUUCCUCCAAUAGAUAUCUACGAAUUCCUUGUUCCUCUUCCUCUCCCUCUCCUAUUUCCAUUCUGCCACUCUGAAUCCUCUUCGCCGUUGGGAGUGGGGGAAGUGGAAGAUAGGGUGCAGCGGCAUUUAAUCACAGAAACCCGUUGCUGGUAAUUCCACCGGACAAUGCCUGUUGACCCACGUCGCCGGGGUCGCUCAUUGGUAAUGGUCACCGGCCGGCACCCUUUAACACCAACUACCACCGAUGUUUCUCCAUUUCCAUAGCUUUUACAAAUCACCUCGGAAAGCUUUCAUUGAUCGCUGUUUCUCGACGAUCGACCAAUGCUAUUCGUAGGAUUAACUCGUUUAAUAAAACUCAUUCCCCCGACGAGUAUUCUCGUCGAUGACUGCCUUACAAGAGAUCGAUCGUCCGACGUUUUCUAUCGUUAGACUCGCUCGAUGUCAGAACUAAUAACAGACUCGCUUUGUUUCAGUCACAGGGGUCAUGAUCUUUAGCCGCGAGAAAACCUCGCUCGGUACUAGAGAUAGUUUCUUCGUUCGUACGUUCGUACGUUUCUUCAGCGAGAUGAUUCGUCUAAAAGUAAACACGAAUCUUCUACUUUUGAGUGACGCUCGCCAUCAAAAUUAUUAAAUAACUGACGUGAUUGUUCGAUAAAUUAAUUCGAUAACAAACUUCUCCGCUGAUAACAAAAUUCACGCUUAUAUUUCCAAUUUAGAUUAUCGCUCGCCGUUGGUUUGAUUAAUUACAUUUCGUUAAUUCGGUUCUCAAAUUCGUUGUAUAUUUCAAUGAUCCUACCAGUCUUUAACGAUGAUUUCGUACGACAUAUUCAUAGUCAGAAGCAAGAACUAUAAACGUCAGAACGAUCGUUCAAAAGUGUCACGUUAACGACGCGCCUCGUAGAGUUUACGUCGAAUGGAUGGAAGGGGUUGGAGAAGGAGAGAGACAGAAAUAGAAAUGGGAAUAGGGAAAUACAGGAACAGACAGACAGAGAGAGAGAGAGAGAGAGAGAGAGAGAAUCGUAUAUGCAUAAUCCACGACAGAGUCGCAUAAAUCGCAGGCCCAGGGCCGUAUUAAUUUCCCGGCUAAUCGCGAUUGGGAUCUACAGGCAAUUACGGGAAGGAUCGACCAAUCAGAUUGCGUCCCGGCGUUUCCGUUAACGCGGCGAGUGUGUACGUUCCGGGUCACGCACAAGCGAAUCGAGCGCGUUACUAACGUUUGUCGACCCUCCUUGUUCAUGGUGCGUACAAAACGUCCACACUCAAAUGCCGUAUACAUCGUACUCGUCGGUUGCUUUACGAAUCCGAUUUACUAUUUAAGAGAAAUAUCAAGAAAGGAUAAAAAAAAAAGAUAAAAAAAUAAAAAAAUCAUUAUAAAAUUCUAAUCCAUUAAUCGAACAAUAUAAUAAAUCUUUUCCUUUGACAAUUCAAUCCUUAGAAUCGAUAGAAUAAUGAUAUUCAUUCGUUCUCUCAUCAUUGUAAUAACAAAUUUUAAUGAAAAUUUUUUUGACGAGACAGAAAGAGAGAGAGAGAGAGAGAGAGAGAGAGAUCAAUUGGGAAAUAAAUUAAAGAUGACGUUGAAAAAAAAAAGUAAAUAAAACAUUUACCCAAUGAUUGUUUUUUUCUUUUCUUAAAAAAAUAAGUUUUCGUCGAAAUAAAGAAGAGAAAGUAAUCGAUUGGAUAUCUAAAGAAAAAUGUGAAACAAUUUUCGAACGAAGGGGAAAACUUUUCGUUUACGGUUUGCGGUAACGUAAGAAAGAUUGUGAAGGAUGUGAAACAAGCAAAAGGAUCUUAUCGGGAACUAUGCUAUCCGAGCUCUCACACUAUCGAAAUUCAAUCGUGAAUAGCGAGGAGUGAAUUUUUGGAAAGACCACCUUAGCGAGAUGGAAUGCUUCCAUCAAUAAUGUUGGCGCAUCUAGAACGUCGAUAUUCGUUCGACGAUAUUUUUAUGACCCCCUCUCUCUUUUUUUCUCUCUCUCUCUCUCUCUGUCUCUCUUCCCUCCCUCCUCGAUUAAUUUGCCUGGUACGAUUUUUCAUUAGAAAGUACGGCCACGUGAACGAUCCAUAUAAACAACGAUCCUUUAUCCAUCUUUACGUCUCGCGAGUAACGUCACACGAACGAUUUUCGAUUACUUUCUCUUUUCUCUCUCUCUCUCUCUCUCUCUCUCUCUCUCUCUCUACAUAUACAUUUUCGUCAUUUAUUUAUAUACUUUUUUUGUCUUUUUUUCUUUUCUUUUUUUCUUUCCUUUUUUUUCUUUUUUUCUUCAACCGAAUACAUUAUCUGUCUGGGGUGACGUCAUAACGAUAACGAUCAUAAAAAUACAAAAAAAAUAUUUUGUCUCGCGAGUUCGCCCAUGUACGUAUUUAUGUAUGUAUGUAUUUAUGCAUGUAUUCACGUUAUAUACACGUAAAAUACGAUCGACCGUGCGAAAAGUAUGAUCGGCAUGGAAAUUUCGUUCGUGAAACAGAAUCACUGAGGGUCGAGGGACGGCAACAGUAGGAGGAAGAGUCAAAACCCUUUAUUUUUUUCUGUCCUUUUUUUGUUUAUUUUCUUUCUUCUUUUUUUUUCGUUUUUUUUUCUCUACCUGCACCAAAUUUUUACAACGUGUCAUAGGAAUAAGAGCAAUCGAUGCGCAAUGCUGCUUAAAAUAAUAAUGAUGAUAGUAAUAAUAAUAAUAAAAAAUAAAAUGAACACAAAAUGCAAGAAAAAAGAAGGAGUAAAAAACCGAAAGAAGAACAAUAGAAAUUAAAAAAAAAAAAAAAAAAAAAAAAGAAAAAAGGAGAGAAAAAAGGAACAAAAAGAAGUACGUCCGCAUAGUUUCGAAACAAUUUCACCGCAUGGAAUCUCACGACAUCCGCGGCUAAAAGGCAGUAAAUUUCGCGCGUGUUUCGUAGUUACGCCUGCGCGCGUGAGAACUUUCUACGGCAUCUACACAGAUAUAUGUAUAUAUAUAUAUAUAUAUAUAUAUAUAUAUAUGUACGUACCUACGUAUAUAUAUACAUACGUAUAUACAUACGUACAGUCGAUGCAAAAAUCGUAGAGUUGCCAUAGGCUUUUGAAGAGGAUGCUGUGGUGAGGGGAGGUGUAGAAAUGGGGAAGUUGGGACGGGAAAGGGGUCGGGUACAAGGGAAAGGUAGGAAAGGGCAAAUGAAUCGAGUAGGAGAUCAUUAUUCUAUGCUGACGGUAAAUCGAUACUGGUGGUAAACUACAAUUAAGAUGGGAACACGUGAGCGCCCGUACUACAGUAUUUCCCGCCCUGUUUUCGUCAUUUACAUAACAAUGCGUAACGUUGAUUGAUUAUUAAACGAGUUAAAUUAACGAGAGAAACGAAUGUAACGGUACCAUUAAACAUAACAUCAAGUUGUUCUUGAAAGAAAUGAUAUAAGAUGAACGUUAUUUAUGUGAUUUAUCGAUAAAAUAUUAUAUAUAUAAAGUAUCUAUGCAUAUAUAUAUAUAUAUAUAUAUAUAUAUAUAGACAGACAUACA